AUGGAGUCAGACCUCUCACAAUCCUUCCAGAAAGAACUCACCUGCUUCAUCUGCCUGAGUUGCCUGACAGACCCAGUCACCUUAAGCUGUGGUCACAGCUUCAGUCGAGCCUGCCUCCACCUUUCCAGGGAAGACAUCCAACCUCCUGUCCGAUGCCCUUUGUUCAGAGAACAAUAUGGGAAGGAAUUGAGAACUAAUAUUGUUUUGAAGAAGCUGGUGUCCAUUGUCAGACAAGCCAGCCUCAUGAAGGACCUGAGCUCUGAGGAGCAAAAGUGUGUGACCCACGAGGAUACUAAGAUGAUCUUCUGUGCUGAGAACAGGAUCUUCCUCUGUCCACUCUGCUCAAACUCCCAUGAGCACAGAGGACACAGACACUGUCCCAUUGAAGCAGCUGCUGAGGAUCAAAUGGACAGACUUUUGAAGCAAAUGACAUCUUUAUGGGAGAAGGUCCAAGAAAAUCAAAAGAUUUUAGAGGCAGAGAACAGAAUGAGAACUCUUUGGAUGGACUACUUGACUCUUCGGGAAGAAAUGAUCAGGACAGAGUAUAGGAAACUGCAUCCACUCCUCUGUGAAGAGGAAGAGAAACACAUUGAGUCUAUGAGAAAUGAAGGCCAAUGUGUUUUAGAGAAACUCAGGACAAGUGAAACCAUGAUGGUCCAAAAGAGAAAAGAACUAAAAGAAAUGUACCAGGAGCUGAUGGCAAUGUCCCAGGAGCCAUGUGUGGUUCUGCUGCAGGGUUUGGACGACAUGUUCAGAAGAAGUGAGUCAAUGCAGCUGAGCAUGCCGCAGCCUAUUAAGACAGAACUCAAUGCCCUACCCAUCACUGGACUGACCAAAAGUUACAACCAGUUCCAAGAUCUAAAAGUCAAUUGUAACCUCACAGGGAAAGAGUAUCAGAUGAACCAGAGGUUAAAGGAGGACAGAUACAUUCAGGAAUCCACUUCUAGAGCAUAUUUAGAUUCUCCUUGA
Molecule: messenger RNA, 969 nt
Organism: Peromyscus californicus insignis
Lineage: Eukaryota; Metazoa; Chordata; Mammalia; Rodentia; Cricetidae
Product: tripartite motif-containing protein 43-like
Exons: 6
Coding region: 1-969 (322 amino acids)
Molecular function (GO): zinc ion binding
Source: RefSeq, a predicted model, not a curated record